Gigantopelta aegis is the source of this 1589-nucleotide messenger RNA. Its product is annotated as glycerophosphocholine cholinephosphodiesterase ENPP6-like. The coding region runs from base 18 to 1424 and encodes 468 amino acids. The record is from RefSeq and is a predicted model, not a curated record. Lineage: Eukaryota; Metazoa; Mollusca; Gastropoda; Neomphalida; Peltospiridae. The transcript has 7 exons.
AGACGACAGAAGGAGGAAUGGAAUCAUCUCUCAUUACUGUGAUUGGCUUGUGCUGCAGUAGUCUGCUCGUGGUCUUCGGAGAUCAGCAGGGUUCAAGGAAACUUCUCGUGAUACUACUGGACGGUUUCAGGUGGGACUAUCUCAAAUACGACGGGUUCAGUGACGAUGGGUUUCGCAGGUUCGCCAGAGAGGGGGCGACAGCAGCGUCCCUGCAGCCGGUGUACCCCUCCUCUUCCUACCCAAAUUACUACUCGCUCAUGACAGGACUGUAUACGGAAAGUCACGGAAUGACCGGAAACUAUAUGUAUGACGCGGUACGCAACGAAUCCUUUUUGAUUGGAAAAAAUCCCGAGCAGAAACAUCCUCAUUGGUGGGACGAUGGUGAUCCAAUAUGGGUCACUGCAACAAGGCAGAAAAAGAACUGCUAUAUGUUCUACUGGCCUGGGUGUGAGGUGGAGAUUCGACGGCUCAGGCCUAAGUUCUGUCAGCCUUACGAAGCAAUCGCUACGAUAUCCCAGUUCCGCUCGGCCAUUGCGCAGUCUCUGCAGCUUCUUCAAAACGGAAGUGCUGAUUUGGCGACAAUUUAUUUCGAGAAUAUCGAUCACGAAGGCCAUGCGUACGGUCCUUUCAGCGACGCCAUCAACAGCACUCUCAAAAUGGUCGACGCUGAAAUCGCUUUCCUACUGGCUGAGAUGGAUCGACGUCAUAUCCGGGAUAGCGUUGACGUCAUGAUCACAUCUGAUCACGGGAUGACCGACAUGUCGGGAGUCUCCCCGACCAGACUCAUUAACAUCAGCUCGGUGCUUCCAGCAGGAGAUUACUCCCUCGUCGUGGAAGGUGGCUCCCUAACUAGCGUCUUUUUGAGCAGCGAGCUUGUUCCACAGGUGUACCAGAAGCUGAAGUCGUUUCACCCCCACAUGAAGGCUUAUCUGCGAGACGAAAUCCCCGACAGGUGGCACUACAAGCGAGGACGUUACGUGGCGCCAAUUACACUGAUAGCAGACGUCAACUGGUUCAUACUGGCGCCUUACUACCCUCACUAUCCUGCCAACUCAGACGGGAGUCCAUGGCUUGGUUGGCAUGGUUACGACAACACAUUCAUAGAUAUGCACGGGAUAUUUCUAGCCUCUGGUCCAUCUUUCAAGACAAACCACGUCUCCAAUAAACCACGCCUCCAUAUUGAUUUAAGUGCUAUAUUUCCAGAGCCAAACAAUGCUUCCCAUAUACAUUUAAGUGUUAUAAUAAUUAUUGUCAGGUUGCUGCUUACAAAACAAGCCACGCCUCCCAUAUUAAUUGUGUUAUAUUUCAAGCUUUUAAGACAAACCACACCUCCAUUAAACCACAUCUCCCAUAUUAAUUUAAGUGUUAUAUUUCCAGCUUUCGAGAUAAACCACGCCUCCAUUAAACCAUGCCUCCCAUAUUAAUUUAAGUGUUAUAUUUUCAGCUUUCCAGACAAAUCACAAUCCAAUAAACCACGCCUCCCAUAUUAAUUUAAGUGUUAUAUUUUCAGCUUUUAAGACAAACCACGCCUCCAUUAAACCACGCCUCCCAUAUUAAUUUAAGUGUUAUAUUUUCAGCUUUCCAGACAA